UUGUUUUAUGCACAAUCGGUGGUUCUCCUGAUUCACAGCCCUGCUUACUGGUGUGCUCUCUUCUCGGGCUGUACAUGCCAUGGCUGGGGACGUCGUCUAUGCUGACUUAGACAUCCCGGGAGCCCGCUUACCUCGUUCAUCUCAACCCCACAAUUUCCAUCAGUGUCCGCACUGGCAUCAACUUGUCUUGAAGAUCGGAGCUGCUGGGUACGUUGUCCUGCUGAUGACACUCAUAGUGCUGAGUGUUUGGGUUUUUCAGGGCUCCUCAGGGAGUGGACUGGCCCCUGAAGGCAAUGUGGUCUCCGAGAGACCCAGAAAUGAAAGUAAAUGUGUCGCCAGCCUGGAGAAAUUGUCUCACCUGAAACAGCACCUGUGUGACCCACCCCAAAGCCGAUCAACAGAGGGCUCCAGGUGUGUAUUUUGCCCCAGGGACUGGCUGCCGUACAAGGGAAAAUGUUACUGGGUGUCUAAAGAAACUAGAAUGUGGAACAGCAGCCGUGAUGACUGCUUAAUGAAGAGCUCUCGUUUACUGGUGACCCACGACCAGGAGGAGAUGGAUUACAUACACACAAUUACAACCGAGAAAAAUUCUCUUUGGAUUGGAUUAAACUUUAAAUCUCCCAAGAGGACGUGGAUUUGGGUAGAUGGCUCCCCCUUCAAUAGAGACCUCGCAGGGAAACCCAGUGGAAGGGACUGCGGGGUGUUAAAAAGAAACCAGAUUGCGUUGGAAACCUGCAGUGCUGAAUUAAAAUGGAUCUGCCAGAAAGACGCGCUCCUGAUCUAAGCAAGACCGUUGCAGAACUGACAGAGAAAAGGUCUUCUGUCUGGGUCUGCCCCAAGAUUAUUGUAAGGGCUUUGUAACUUCCUUUGUUCCACUGUUUGAUGCAUCUGGGGCAGGAUCCCAGCUGAUGUAAAUCAGCGCGGCCUCGUUGGCAGAGCUGUGGGCCAGCUUACACGAGAUGGGGAUGUUGCUGACACUGAGGUGACCCCCGAUGGUUGAUUCACUGCUCCAGCUGCAUGUUCUCCUGCACGGCUCUUUCCCCAUCCUGCUUCUCUCUCUUGCUGAGAUUCCUGGUGGGGACUGGACCCUGCUGUCAACCUGGGUUGUUUAAGUCCGGUGCUCACUAAACGCCUCUGAGCAGGAUUAGGUGGUAUGGUGCGUACUGUAGUAGGAAGAGGCCCUGAACCAUAAGCCCAUGUACCAGAGGUCCGGUAUGAGGCCUAAGGCCUGGGCUAAAGUGGUCAAAACUUUGCUGACAUGAAGCAAAAUCAGAUUGUAAGCAAGAGGCAGGCCCUGCUCACACAAACACAUUCCAGGGUGGUACCAGAACACCUCGAUACCAGCACAUUGCCCACAGAUAUCAGCAACACACUGACCCUUCUUAAUGACAAAGUCAGAUAACAACAUGAUGAACACAGAUGUUUUGUUCAAACCAACACGUACAAGGUACAUGGUGGCCCCUGAAUAUGUCAGGGGGUGGCACCCUGAUACAUCAGAAGUGAUACAUAACUUGUUUGUAUCUGUGUAUAAAGAUGUAUCUCAGAGACUGUCUUUGUCCGGUCUAGGGGACAGCGGAAAGUCCUGCCACCAGCUGAGCUAGUCCAUCGCAACGGGCAUACAGGUGUUAGCGUACCUGUAAUCGUCAAGCCAGGGCAUUAGGACUGUGCUUUAUUGACAAUAAACCUGACCAAGCGCCUUCGCACCUUAAUGGAUCGUGUAGUCAUUGAGUGGUUUGCUCGAGGUUGGCUAUGCCAGCUGUCUGCGCAGAGCUGGGAUGGCACA
Molecule: messenger RNA, 1783 nt
Organism: Dermochelys coriacea (leatherback sea turtle)
Lineage: Eukaryota; Metazoa; Chordata; Testudines; Dermochelyidae
Product: killer cell lectin-like receptor subfamily B member 1B allele C
Exons: 6
Coding region: 80-784 (234 amino acids)
Source: RefSeq, a predicted model, not a curated record